CUUUCGUUUCAAGUUGCGGUUGUGGUAACAGUGACUUCUUAAAGACGUGUAAUAGCUAAAAACACGAACUGUUGCUUUCAAAAAAUUAAAUGCAAUAAUGUGAAGAAUGUAACAAAAAAGGAAUACAAAUGGUUUUGCAGAAUAUUCUUUGUUAUAGUGGAACAUGAUGAGUAAAAUCAGAUCUAAAUGGAUGCCUUGGAUUCUCUUAUUUUCUUUAAAGAUUACUUCGUUAAAUAGCUUAGAUUUCAAAAGUAUUUUACCUGAUAAUCCAGAUGAGUAUGAUAAUUUGCAGCCUCCAAAGGAAAAUGAUUCUUCUCCCACGAUCGUUGAAUUCCAUAUCACUGUACUCAGUAUAGACUCCAUAGAUGAGGGCUCAAUGACGUAUGUCGCUGACAUAUUUAUGUCACAAAGCUGGAAGGAUCAUAGACUCCAUUUGCCUGAAAAUAUGACAGCUAAAUAUCGCUUACUUCCUAUUCACUGGCUCAAAGAUAUUUGGCGACCAGAUGCGUUCUUUAAAAACGCCAAAAGAGUCAUUUUUCAAGAUAUGACAAUUCCAAAUCACUAUAUUUGGCUUUACAGAGACAAGAAAAUUCUUUACAUGGUUAAGUUGACUUUGGAACUUUCGUGCGCAAUGAAAUUUGAGUCGUAUCCACAUGACACACAGAUGUGCAGUCUCAAAAUUGAGAGCUUAUCAUAUACAACAGAUGACCUUGUAUUCAAAUGGGAAGAUCAGACUCCUUUAGUCGUUGAUGACGACAUAGAGCUUCCUCAACAUAUACUCACUAAUACAAGAUUAGGAGACUGUACUAAGUCUUAUUCUACAGGUAACUUUACCUGUAUCGAAGUGACCUUCACUCUAAAGAGACGUUUAGGCUAUUACCUGUUCCACACCUACAUCCCUACUUGCCUCAUCGUCAUUAUGUCAUGGAUUUCUUUCUGGAUUAAAGUAGAUGCCGUUCCUGCCCGGGUCACACUCUGUGUCACAUCUUUGCUCACGUUGUCUACACAACACGCUCAGUCACAAAAAUCCCUUCCACCCGUUUCCUACAUCAAAGCCAUCGACAUCUUCAUGUCCUCUUGCACUGUUUUUGUGUUUCUGUCGCUCAUGGAAUAUGCGGCUGUCAACAUCAUAGUCACCAGUGGAGAGAGCAAAGUUGCAAAAGCCAACAGGAAACGCUCAAGUCUAGGGGAUGAAGCAGCCCAGGUACCGAAUGGUCUUAUGGGAGCAAAAUUAAUACCCAUAACUUCUGAUGGGCAAAAAGCCGCUUUGAGAGUGGAUAAAUUAUCUCGAUGUGUCUUUCCAUUUGUGUUUGUCGCUUUGAAUAUUUGGUACUGGUGCAACUUUGUCUACAUGAGCUAAAGGAAAGACACGGAUGUAAAUAAAGAACCGUUUUAAUUUUCUUAUAAAACAGCAGACCCAAACUUUUAUUUUUUUAAAUAUACUUCAAUUUUUCGAAAAAUCUUAAUGUAAAUAAUUGUACUUAAUUGCUUGUUCUUUAAAAGUAAAUAAUUUCACGUGACAGAUUGAUAUAAAGAUAGUAGGAGCAGGUUUUUGAUAGAGAGAGUGAAACUAAACCAAUGUAAGGAAUUACAGCAUUGAAGUAGCUGUAUGCACUUAAUUUCUAACUUUGUUUUUCUGGCAUUGAUUCUAAAAAUUAUAUUUGACGAGUUUUGUAUGAAAAGUUUACAUAAAAACUUGAAAAUGAAAUAAGUAAGGUACAGUUUUAAUGCUGUUUUUUUUUUUUUUAAAGAAUUGACUAUGCUGAAGAGGUUUAAUUCUGUGUAUGAAAAAGAAUAUUAGAAAUCUGUCACUUUUAGUAUUUAACCUACAUAUUAAACUUACCAACUAAGUUUCAUAUUUUUAAAGAAAUAGCUCCUUUAUAAGUCAUUUAACUUUACUGCUAAGUCUAAAUUUGCAAAAACAAACCAGCAAAA
Parasteatoda tepidariorum (common house spider) is the source of this 1935-nucleotide messenger RNA. Its product is annotated as glycine receptor subunit alpha-2. Gene Ontology annotation, biological process: monoatomic ion transmembrane transport. Gene Ontology annotation, cellular component: membrane. Lineage: Eukaryota; Metazoa; Arthropoda; Arachnida; Araneae; Theridiidae. The record is from RefSeq and is a predicted model, not a curated record. Gene Ontology annotation, molecular function: transmembrane signaling receptor activity; extracellular ligand-gated monoatomic ion channel activity.